GCUCACGUGACGGUGAGUUGAAGACCGCGGAGAGGGACGGAGGGACGGCGGGACGGCACUCUCCUCCUACCCUGACCGCGGAGAGGGACUGAGGGACGGCACUCUCCUCCUACCCUGAGGGACGGCACUCUCCUCCUACCCUGAGGGACGGUACUCUCCUCCUACCCUGACCGCGGAGAGGGACGGAGGGACGGCACUCUCCUCUUACCUUGAUCGCGGAGAGGGACGGAGGGACGGCACUCUCCUCCUAGCCCGAGGGACGGCACUCUCCUCCUAGCCCGAGGGACGGCACUCUCCUCCUAGCCCGAGGGAAGACACUCUCCUCCUAGCCCGAGGGAAGACACUCUCCUCCUACCCUGAGGGACGGCACUCUCCUCCUACCCUGAGGGACGGUACUCUCCUCCUACCCUGAGGGACGGUACUCUCCUCCUACCCUGAGGGACGGCACUCUCCUCCUACCCUGAGGGACGGUACUCUCCUCCUACCCUGACCGCGGAGAGGGACGGAGGGACGGCACUCUCCUCCUAGCCCGAGGGACGGCACUCUCCUCCUAGCCCGAGGGACGGCACUCUCCUCCUAGCCCGAGGGAAGACACUCUCCUUCUAGCCCGAGGGAAGACACUCUCCUCCUACCCCGAGGGACGGCACUCUCCUACCCUGACCGCAGAGGGUGCCGCCUGGGGAGCGGGUCCUGCUACACCGGGCAGCCUCUUACCCGGGGCGAUAACAACGUACGGUAUUAACUUUCGCCGCAAAGCGUGGUCACGUAGUUUGCUGCCAGAUUUUCCACAGGCUCAGAGAGCAGGGACCAGAACACCGCAUUUCUGAAGGAAGAACACAUCAUGCAGCCCAGACUGUUGCUGUUGAUAUCCUGCAUGGGGAUUCUUUUCCUCACAGUCAAACUGGAAGCCAGUCACAAGAAGACCAUCGUGGCCUUGAACUCCCGUCUCCUUAGAUCUACGGGUACAUUACCGGCCAAUCCCAGUAUCCACAUUGCCUUGCGACUGUCGGAGCACCAUAACCUCAAUGUUGAACGGAAGUACCUUCACCGGCUGAAGACUGAUCUCCGGAGGAAACUUUCCAGAUUACAGCCGGGUUCUGAGCCCUCCACAGGCCUCGUAGCUCUGUACCUGUUGGCGUUGCGUGCGUCCUGCCAGAGUAUGCAAGCACGGCAGCCAGCGCUGCUGUACCUGAAGAACAAACUUGAUGCUGAAGGAAACGACACCAAACAUCACCACGUGCCUCCGAGCAGCCACUACCAGUACAGUCUGGGAGUGCUGGCUCUGUGUGUGAACAACAUACGGGUACAUCACGUUGUCCUUUCUGGGUUGAUGCCACAUCAUCACCACCACCACCACCACCACCUCCAUCACUCAAUCGACACAUCAGCCAUGGUGGUGUUGGCACUGAAGUGUGUAUUGGAGUCGAAAGCGCCCAAUAGUAAUCACUGGAUGUACAGUCAGCACACAAGGCACAAGGUGCAGAAUGAAGUGAACGAGCUAAUGGAAAUGAUACGGAGAAAGCAAGAAAGCAGUGGAGCAAUCGGGAACACAUACAGCACAACGCUCGCUCUGCAGGCUCUCUUAGCCACUGGGCACGAGGAGCAAUGGUUAAAAGGAAGAAGUUAUCUACUGCAAAAAGCCAAACAAGGAGCCUUUCAAAAUCCAAUGGCCCUGUCUCAGCUGCUACCUGUUCUCUACCAGAAAACCUACCUAGAUAUUGGCCAAAUGGACUGCCACAACGAGACAGGGGGCCUGAGGUUGAAUGAUCCGGAACUGCAGACCACUACCGAUGAGGCUGAGCCGAGUCCACCUCCAGGAUUUGUCUAUCUCAGUGUGAAGGAUAAGAGCCUGGCGACUAUUUACAGGGCCAGGGUGCCACUGCACAGUGGGAUGUCCCUCCUUGAAGUCCUGCAUGAAGCUAAACGAAAUGACACCAACUUCAGUUUUGAGACCGUGCCGACCAUGUGGGGACCUUUCCUGACCUCAGUGAACCACAUAGCGGGACAGGACAGCACAAGGACCUACUGGCGUCUCCAUUCGGGAACACACACCCCACUGAUUCAAGGAAUCCAGGAUUAUCACCCCCAGCAGGGCGAACACAUCCUCCUGCAGCUCAGCAACUUCUAGCCAGCUCCCGAUGACUUGCGUCCUGCUCACCCACCCGCAGCUCCCGCUUUCCAAUCGGUCGAUGAUUAAUGAGUUAAUUCAGAGCCCUGAAAAGCAGGUUAAUCAUUAAGGGGCACACGCAGAACGUUGGAGGAAUUCAGCAGGUCAGGGAGCAUCUGUGGAAAGGAACAAACAAUAUGGAAUUCAUCAAUAAGGGAUUUUUAAAGCCAAAAACCUUCAUUCCUGGGCUGUCACAGCCUAACUAAAAGGCAAAUGGAUGAAAAGACAGAUACCUUAGUCUGCCAAUUUAUCGUUACCAGUAAAAUCCCAGACACCGAGUGCACUUGUAUUCCAUUUGCCCACUUCCUUUUCUUCGGCCAUUACUGAGCCAGUUAAUGUGUCUGGACCAGUCCGUGAUUCACCACCCCACAGUCUGUGCAAUGUCCACUCUGACUAAUCUUGCCACGCUUGAUUAUUCCCGCUGCUCCUUGGGAAUUUACUGGGAUGCGGCUCCCUUCGUCCUUUUGCACCGGUCUCCUUGCUAACCGGUGUGAUGUACAGGAGUGCCUGGUUACCGAUCCAGCAUAUGCCCCUUGGCCUUUAUCUCUGUGCCAGCUCUAACACUCCCUGUAACCUACUUCCAUUAACUCUCCCAUGAUUCUACCCUUCACCUACUCCCAGCGGGCCAAUCAUCAUGCAAAUGGGGAAGCCCACACAGCAACAGGGAGAAUUUGCAAACUGCACACAAACAGUGGCAGAGGUCGGGAUCGAACCUGGGUUGCUGAAGCCCAGAGGCAGCAGCUCUGCCUGCUGUGUCCUUGCUCCAGUCUGCGGACAGAACGAUCAAAUUUAUGACCAUUUCCUCACUAGGCCGGAAGGCCUCACUUCCACACGGCAUCCAUAUUUACAUAUUGAUUCUCCUUCAGUGAUUUUUCUUCAGUAACCUGCUUUUGGUUAAUAUUAACAAAUGUGUGAGUAAAAAGAUGAACUGUUGAACCAUGAGCAUUGUGCUGAAUAGCACACUGGCAAAGAAGGUGGGGAAAUUGAUUCAACUUGUGGCCUGAUACUUUUACUGUUAUUGAUAAAUUUUGUCAUUGAGUUUUUGUAAUAUUAAAUACUAAAGUGUCAUGAAUGACUCCCUUUUUUUUGCCGUGUUCCUGUGGCUAUGUCUCAGCUCUUAUUUCAGCUCCAUAACACAUUACAGGCCUUUGGCCCACGGUGUU
This is a messenger RNA of Mobula hypostoma (lesser devil ray), 3330 nucleotides long. It is a transcript of the gene tcn2, whose product is annotated as transcobalamin II. Gene Ontology annotation, molecular function: cobalamin binding. Gene Ontology annotation, biological process: cobalamin transport. NCBI's taxonomy places the organism in Eukaryota, Metazoa, Chordata, Chondrichthyes, Myliobatiformes, Myliobatidae. The coding region runs from base 842 to 2128 and encodes 428 amino acids. The transcript has 10 exons. The record is from RefSeq and is a predicted model, not a curated record.